AUGCGUGACGAGCCAUUAAUCAACCACUCAGAACACUCUGUGCAGAGCCUGAUUUCAAAUUUCUCAAUGGCAUGCGGCGGUCACGGCGAUUGGCGGCUACAGACUCAGCUCUGCUCCGAGAAAUUGGGGGCUGAUCUGUCAAGGGGGCACCGUUUGACCGUUUCUGGGGUAGAGACACGUCCUACAAGCUCCCAUACUAGCGGCUCGGGCAUUGGAACGGAUACCGGGUCAAUAAACUCCCAGUUGCGACGUACGAAUUCUGACAUAGUGGGAAACCAACUUCGUGCCAAACUUCUACCAAGUCACAAUGACCACGACUGUCUGGCUCAGUUCCUCCCAAUGAGUGACCUAGAGUCCAUCAUGUCCGAGGGAGUCGUGGACGAGGUAGUAGCCAAAGCUUUGCCAGACAGCAAAACCGAAGCAACCGAGAUAAGGAAGAAGAUCUGCGGAAAGCGAUCCGAGCCGAGGCGAAUCAAGAUACUCGCAACACUCCUUCUUAUUGGAAAGGCGAAGUAUAUACAGCACUUCUUGAAGCACGAUGUUUGCGAUAAAAAACUGCCCCUACCCCGUGAUUUUGGUCUGGCAGUCUUUCAGGAGUGGAAAGCAAGCCAUAUCGACAGCUUUUGCGACAGACAAACCCUGGAGCACAGUGAGUUCCAUGGAAAGGCUCCUAUGCCGUUUUUGGAACGUCUUGAAUGGAAAUCUGGAGGCGCUCACGGAACGAUAUCCAAGGUCAAGAUUCAUCCAGCCCACCAGUCCUGGAACUCCGACCAAGCUCGUAUGGGUGAUAAAUCCUGUUUCGCCCUCAAAAGGUUUCGGGAUCGUAACAAAUUCGAGCAAGAGAAAGCGGCAUUGGAGCGGUUCAGCUGUCCCAGAAAGGGGCACGAGCACCUUAUUCAGCUUCUGCUAUCGUAUCAGCUAGCAGGUGAAUGCUUCAUGAUUUUCCCUUGGGCGCUAGGAAACCUUGCCGAGUUCUGGGAGAAGAACCCGAGCAAUCCCGCCUCGCGGGACGACUUGUGUUGGUUCAUCCAGCAAUGUGAGGGCCUGGCCCGUGGGCUGUGCAAGGUUCACAGAAACGAUUCUUGGCCACCAGAGAAUGGCUCUUUUGGAGACGCAUCUCUGGUCGAUUCCCGAAACCGGGGUCGGCAUGGGGACAUCAAGCCCGAGAAUAUUCUCUGGUUUAAAGACGAGAAGGCAUCGCAGGCGCAUCUCGUUGUUGCUGACUUUACAUUGAUGCGAUUUCAUUCCAUGGACUCUGUCGACUACACUGAAGCCAGAAAAGUGGGAUUUUCUCAGACAUACUACCCACCAGAAGUGGAUGCAGGCUGGUAUACCAGUGUCAGUCAGACAUAUGACAUCUGGACCUUGGGCUGCGUCUACUUGGAGUUCAUCACUUGGUAUCUUAUCGGAUACGACGCAAUUCGAAAGGACUCCUUCACGAAACCCGACGGGAAAUGUUUGGAGAGCUUCACGCUGGUCAGAUCAAAAGAAGACAAGAAGUACGGCGUCCCCACGAAUAGAUUCUUCACCCAAACUUAUGGGUCUGGGGCCAAGUGGAUCAGGAUGCUUCAUAGAAGCCAACAUUGCUCUCCGGCCAUGGGCGAUUUCUUAGACCUCGUUGAGGAGCAUAUGCUGGUUGCAGUGCCCCACGGCCGAUGGUCGAUGGAUGAGGUGCGCGACAAGCUGGCUGAGAUUUUAAAGGACUGUAAACACAACGAUCAGUACUGUCACCCGAACAAGCCCGGCCACGUUUCCAACGAUGAUAACUUCCCUCCCAAGUUCACCAAGCAGUCUGAGGAGUAUAGAAAGGUAAAGGCUCCCAAAACGACCUAUUCUACUUCUACCUCCUCUUUAGACAGCCGAUCAAAGUUGGACCUCGAUGUUUUCGAGAAAUACUUUGCCGACGCGAGGCCAACAGGGCACCAGCCAUCGAAGCCAACCAGUCAGGACACUGCAUUCUCGUCCAUAUUGGGUGCACAACCAACCAGCGACGUCAAGAGCAAAGUAGGCCAGUAUCUUUCGCCGCCUGACACUUGGUAUACUUCUGAAAAGAGGGUACCGAGUUUGCAGACAGCCACCGCGAGGUAG
Fusarium vanettenii 77-13-4 is the source of this 2088-nucleotide messenger RNA. RefSeq lists its product as uncharacterized. NCBI's taxonomy places the organism in Eukaryota, Fungi, Ascomycota, Sordariomycetes, Hypocreales, Nectriaceae. Gene Ontology annotation, biological process: peptidyl-threonine phosphorylation; peptidyl-serine phosphorylation. Gene Ontology annotation, molecular function: ATP binding; protein serine/threonine kinase activity. Bases 1 to 2088 code for a protein of 695 amino acids. The record is from RefSeq and is a predicted model, not a curated record. The transcript is spliced from 7 exons.